This is a messenger RNA of Kluyveromyces marxianus DMKU3-1042, 1683 nucleotides long. RefSeq names its product retromer subunit VPS17 (gene VPS17). Gene Ontology annotation, biological process: retrograde transport, endosome to Golgi; intracellular protein transport. Lineage: Eukaryota; Fungi; Ascomycota; Saccharomycetes; Saccharomycetales; Saccharomycetaceae. Bases 1 to 1683 code for a protein of 560 amino acids. Gene Ontology annotation, cellular component: retromer complex; endosome; retromer, tubulation complex. The transcript has a single exon. Gene Ontology annotation, molecular function: phosphatidylinositol-3-phosphate binding. The record is from RefSeq and is a predicted model, not a curated record.
AUGGCUUCUUCUGUACCCUAUGAUCCUUACGAUGAUAUGGAUAACAAUCCAUUCGCAGAGCCUGAAGAACAUCCACCUCUACCACAGGUACCAGACAAUAUUGUGAAUCAUGAGCCAGGACAAGAUGCCUUCGCUUCGUGGAAUAGCGAUAAAGAAAACUCAGUUGAUAAUGAUCAUGAACACGGGAAUCCAACACCAAGAGCGGCCUCUGCAGAGGAACCAGCGGAGACUCCUGCCGAAUCCGAUGAACAAGAUCCUAUUGCUCUAGAGGAGCUGUUACCUGAGCGGAAAAACACAAAGUACACCCUAUUCGUCCAAGUGACUGGCAUAGAACGCGCUGGGUCUUUAACUAACAAAAAGGAGAAUCCAACUGUUAAAUUCGAUUGCACCACCAAUUUACCCACUUUCCGCAAGCCAAAGCAUAAGAAGCUAAAGAAGACAUACAACGAAUUCUACAAACUCUUCAAGUACCUAAAUGCGGCAAUUCCAGAAACGUUCGUUCCCGCGUUACCAAGCCCUUCUACUUCAUACGGAAUAAAUAACGAAGAGGACGCUAUCAAAACGGCAGCCAAUUUCCAGGUAUGGUUUAACCGUAUAACUUCUGAUCCUUUGAUUAUUCGUAGCGAUGAACUUGCAAUAUUUAUCGAAUCUGAUUUUAACACCUACACCCCUUUGAAGAAGGCAACGUCUAUUACAGGGAUCAGGAGAAAGACCUUGAAGCAACUCACACCGCCUUAUGAUGAAAAUCUCACUCUUGCAGAGUUCAGACCCUUGAUUAAGUCUUUAUAUCUUUCCACGCAAGAUAUAAAGGCUAAAUUGCUCAAAAUGUCUACCAUCAGAAGACAAUUGAGUCAGGAGGUGAACCAGUUUGGCCAAGCUUUCCAACCCUUAUCUAUAGACAGUUCCGACUUGUACCAUAAGUUUGGACGUGUGAUAACAGCCAUUGGUGAUGUUGACAGCAUUGUUGCCAAUCUUGACAUGGCGACACUAUAUGAUCCUCUAGAGGGUAUCGAGCGCGAUUCGUACAUCAUAAAAGAGGCACUAACAAACCGUCACUUCAUCAUGCGAGAACUAUUACAAGCUCAACAACUCUCAAAACAAAGACAAGAGAACGCAAGAAAAUUGAGAGCAAAAAGAGACAUCAACCCGCUCAAAGUCGACGAUUCCAUUAGACAACUGAAAGAGGCUACCAAGAACGAACACGAACUCACACUAAAAUUGAAGAGAAUCACUGCCAACAUGCUCAUCGAGAGACAAAGAUGGCUAACAUAUUUCGAAGAAGCUUUAUCGCAAGCCAUAAGAGAAUUUGUCCUCAGAAAGAUAGAGUACGACAGAAAGAAACUCUCGUUGCUCGAGCGUAUUCGUAUCACGGUCAGAACCGCAGACGGCAAAGGUGGCCUUUCAAGACUGGGAAGAUCAUCACUCCUGACGAUAUCAACCCUAUCGUCGUCACAGUCCAAUUCCGGUGACAGCUGGACAGGAGACAAAACCAGAACCCCGCAUCUCGUGGGAAGCGUCGUUACUACAGAGUUCGACAAUGUAGCCUUGCCAAAGAGCCAGAAUCCAAACCAGUCCUCAUUGCCUCAGGGAGGCGCUCAGACUUCCAGAAGGUCUACGUUUUCUGAAUCUGCAGGCAUACUAGCACGCCAGGCGGCAACGCUACUUGGAGACGGUACAUUUUGA